Penicillium mononematosum is the source of this 483-nucleotide messenger RNA. RefSeq lists its product as uncharacterized. The record is from RefSeq and is a predicted model, not a curated record. Lineage: Eukaryota; Fungi; Ascomycota; Eurotiomycetes; Eurotiales; Aspergillaceae. The transcript has a single exon. The coding region runs from base 1 to 483 and encodes 160 amino acids.
AUGCCUCAGGUGGAUAACGUCACUGCCCUCAAGGUAUGUGAUGCUGCCACACACAGCUCUGUGGACCGGGUCGAGUCCCUAUUAGCCUCGGGCGUCGAUCUAAAUGUAGGGUCCGAUGAAUUAACCUCUGUCCUUUCUGGAGCGACAGAAGAUUGGGCUAGCGUCGAGAAAAGUACACGUCUUCCAGUAUUUUCUUUGACCACACCGACCCGCUCUUCGUCGAGCUGCAUAAGAUGGCAACGCAAAAGUUUUGAAGAGUUGCAGGCGGUACAGAUCAUGGUAACUUUAUUCCAGCACGGGGUAGAUCCUUACGCGCUGUUUCGUCCGCCUAUUCAAGUCCAUCAUGCCCGACAUUUGUAUCCAGGUGGAACAAGGACUAGCUGUGAAGAGACCGAUCUCAUAAUACUGACUGUGGACCACCUUGAGGUCCUUCGACAGGCAUUUGAAUUGGAAGGAUCGACAGCAGGGAAGAUCCGAACCUGA